GUUUGUCGGUGCUGCUGUCAUAAGCGGCGGUGCGCGGAGGCGAGGAGAGGGUGGGAGAGAAAUUCCUCCUUCUCGGGCUGUGACUGGCAGGAAAUGCAUAAAAGUUGUUCUACUGUACUCUAGCCUGGUGAAAUGUUGGUGCCAAUACACCUUUUGUUUCCAGCACUUAGAAAUGGAGAGAUGAGCAAAAUAUAUGUCACAGCCUGCCGCCAUCACAUCUUCCAGAGUCACCUAUGUACACAAAUCAGUUGGCAAGCAGCAGUCAGAUCCCUGCGAAAGACUUUUCCAAGACCCUUCUUCAGAUGGAGCAAGCCUGAAGACUUAUUUGGUCAUUUCCAUUCAAGGAACUACAGGACCACAGUUGCGCAAUUUUAUAACCUUACUCCUCCUCAAGUUAACAGUAUUCUGAAAGCAAAUGAGUACAGUUUUAAAGUACCUGAAUUUGAUGGGAAGAAUGUUAGUUCGGUUCUUGGUUUUGACUCUAACCAGUUGUCAGCUAAUUCUCCAGUUGAAGAUCGAAGAUGUGCGGCUACCUGUCUGCAGACCAGAGGAAUGCUCCUGAGUGUUAUAGAUGGACAUGCAGGAUGUGCCUGUGCACAGGCAAUCAGUGAAAGGCUGUUUUACUAUAUUGCUGUUGCUUUGCUAAAUCGGGAAACCUUACUGGAAAUAGAGAAUGCAGUGGAAAAUGGCCGUGUUGUAUUGCCACUCUUACAGUGGCAUAAACAUCCUAUUGACUACUUCAGUAAGGAGGCUUCAAAGAUGUACUUUGAUAGUUUAAGAACCUACUGGCAAGAGCUAAUUGAUCUGCACACUGAAGAGACACCAGAUAUAAUGGAAGCUUUGAUAAAUUCAUUCAAAAGGCUUGACAAUGAUAUUUCCUUAGAAGCUCAAGUGGGUAAUAGCAAUUCCUUUCUCAAUUAUUGGCAGUUGCGUGUGGCCUUUUCUGGUGCAACUGCCUGUGUUGCACACAUAGAUGGUUUAGAUUUGCACAUUGCAAAUGCUGGAGACAGCAGAGCUGUGCUUGGCGUUCAGGAGGAAAAUGGAACUUGGUCUGCACUCACACUGUCUAAUGACCAUAAUGCACAGAAUGAGAGGGAAGUGGAAAGAGUAAAGUCUGAACAUCCAAAAUCUGAGGUCAAGACUAUUAUCAAACAAGACCGUCUGCUUUCCUUGCUAAUGCCCUUUAGAGCUUUUGGAGAUGUUAAGUUCAAGUGGAGCAUAGAUUUGCAGAAACGGGUGCUGGAGUCUGGUCCAGAGGUGUUAAAUGAGAAUGACUGUACAAAAUUCUUCCCACCUAACUAUCUCACUCCCCCAUAUCUAACGGCUCAACCUGAAGUGACUUACCAUAAAUUAAGGCCUCAGGACAAAUUUCUUGUAUUAGCCACAGAUGGUCUGUGGGAAAUUUUACAUAGAGAGGAUGUUGUAAGAAUAAUUGGGGAGCAUCUAACUGGUGUCCAUCUUCAGCAACCUAUUUCUGUUGGGGGUUAUAAAGUGACUCUUGGUCAGAUGCAUGGUAUAUUAAUGGAAAGAAGAGAUCGCAUUUCAUCUGCAUUUGAGGAUCAAAAUUCUGCAACUCAUCUUAUAAGGCAUGCUGUUGGUCAAAAUGAAUUUGGAGCUAUUGAUCAUGAGCGUUUGUCCAAGAUGUUAAGUCUUCCUGAAGAACUUGCAAGAAUGUACAGAGACGAUAUAACUGUUACAAUAGUGCAGUUUAAUUCCCAUGUUAUAAGUACACAUUAUAAGCAUAAUGCAGAAAACUGAAAGCUGUGGUAAAUGUAGGUCAACAAAAUUUUGGAUACACAAGGUUUUUGAGAAAAUGGUACAUAAUUGCCAUUUUUUUUUUUUUUUUUUGUUAAUGUAAGCAAAUAUUACAACUAGGUCACUAGUAAUGACUUGAUCUCUAAAAGUUGGAAUUUGGCUGUCUGUCUGGCUUAAGUAAAUGCGUUGGGAGAGAUCUGCAAUGCUUUAAUAUGACAAUUGUAAAUAAACAAGAUCAAACAUUUA
Molecule: messenger RNA, 2001 nt
Organism: Rhincodon typus (whale shark)
Lineage: Eukaryota; Metazoa; Chordata; Chondrichthyes; Orectolobiformes; Rhincodontidae
Gene: pdp1
Product: pyruvate dehydrogenase phosphatase catalytic subunit 1
Exons: 2
Coding region: 133-1758 (541 amino acids)
Biological process (GO): protein dephosphorylation
Molecular function (GO): protein serine/threonine phosphatase activity
Source: RefSeq, a predicted model, not a curated record